Molecule: messenger RNA, 966 nt
Organism: Rhizoctonia solani
Lineage: Eukaryota; Fungi; Basidiomycota; Agaricomycetes; Cantharellales; Ceratobasidiaceae
Product: F-box-like domain-containing protein
Exons: 2
Coding region: 1-966 (321 amino acids)
Source: RefSeq, a predicted model, not a curated record
AUGUCGACCCUCACGGACAGUAUGGGUUACAUCUUUGCGGCUACCAGACGCAGGGGACUUAGAAGCCCCCUAUGCAUUGAGGCUAACUAUCCGUACCUAGAACAACGGUUAACCAAACAAUCGAUACAAUGGCUUAAUGAAAAUCCUUCGAAGAUCCUGCACCGAGCCCAUCGGCUGCAGACAUUCCAUACUUCAAAUAAAUUGAGGGUUAACAUCGGGCCUAAGUCAACACAUUUCAAAUGGCCAUUCUGCAAUUCUCCAAGCCUUGUCAAUGCGAUAAAGCACGGGGAGGUUAUUUAUGACGAAGAGAACUAUGCUAUUGUCGAGUCUGUUCCAACCCUUUCGUACCCAGCAGAGUUGGCUUCAAAGCUUUUAGUCGCUAUUCACUCGCCAUUUGAAGAAUCUGAUUGUGCACCCCUUAUUGCUGGUGGUACAUGGGCCGCAUCCUACGGAGACUUCCGCGGCUGCGAACUUAUACAUAUACAAGUGCGAAAAAUAGAUGAGCGGGACUUGAAUGGGCAAUGGGGAGAUGAAGGGAACCUUGCCGAUGCAGUCACGCCGUUCGCUCAGGACAUCCAGAGACUAUUCAUGCUAUCUAUACUCCCUGCACCAUUCUUCUCGUCGGACGAUGUUCAAAUCGGCAACACAAUUAUUGAGGCAAUCAAAAUAACCGGUGAUACAAAUGUGCCCAGGGGUGUUCGAACGUUUGUUGGAUUUCUUGACCAUAAGGAGGUAUGGAGUGGGCCGUCUGAAAAUGGCGAUUUUGUGCCAAGACCCUCAUCCCAUCCGUGGCCCCUUCUUCCUGGAUCAACGAUUGAUAUCCACAACCAAGUUCCAGCAGAUGCGCUCCCUGCGGACAUUUCGGAAAUGAGAACUCGAGACGUUCCAUUUCGGGGUAUCACCAUACCCGGUCUUAUGCGUGUAGCUGACACCGGGUUCUCGGACCCUAAGUGGGCCAUGCAGUAA